This is a messenger RNA of Aspergillus udagawae, 1311 nucleotides long. Its product is annotated as WD repeat RBAP46/RBAP48/MSI1 family protein. Gene Ontology annotation, molecular function: histone binding. NCBI's taxonomy places the organism in Eukaryota, Fungi, Ascomycota, Eurotiomycetes, Eurotiales, Aspergillaceae. Gene Ontology annotation, biological process: regulation of gene expression. The transcript is spliced from 6 exons. The record is from RefSeq and is a predicted model, not a curated record. Bases 1 to 1311 code for a protein of 436 amino acids. Gene Ontology annotation, cellular component: cytoplasm; Rpd3L-Expanded complex; nucleus.
AUGGAGCCCUACAACGACGCUGUUGUUGAGGAGCAUGAGGAGCAGGAAGAAGAGCGUACGGAGGAGAAGAUUAUCAACGAAGAAUACAAGACAUGGAAGAAGAACGCACCUUUUCUUUAUGACAUGAUCCUCAGCACAGCACUAGAAUGGCCCACACUCACAACACAAUGGCUUCCCGAUAAGCAAGAGGUGCCGGAUAAACCGUAUUCUACUCAUCGCCUACUGAUCGGCACACACACUUCUAGCGAUGCGCAAAAUUAUUUGCAAAUUGCUCAUGUCCAACUCCCCAAUCCAUCUGCCCCCAAUCCGGACGACUACGAUGAGGAGCGCGGGGAGAUCGGAGGGUAUGGCGGCAGCUCUAAGAAGGCGCCCAUGGAAAUCAAGUUCAACAUUGUGCAGAAGAUUGAUCACAAGGGUGAAGUCAACAAGGCCCGGUAUCAGCCACAAAACCCCAACAUUAUCGCUACCAUGUGCACAGACGGCAGGGUCAUGAUCUGGGAUCGCUCGAAACACCCGAGUCUGCCAACAGGCCAAGUCAACCCUCAGAUGGAGCUCAUCGGCCAUACGAAAGAGGGAUUCGGUCUCAGUUGGAGUCCGCAUACUGCGGGACAACUCGUUACCGGUAGCGAGGACAAGACAGUCCGAAUCUGGGAUUUGACGACGUACUCAAAGGGCAACAAGUUACUGAAGCCUUCCAGAACUUACACUCACCACUCGUCCAUCGUCAAUGACGUUCAGUAUCAUCCUCUUCACUCGUCCCUUAUUGGCACUGUUUCCGAUGACAUCACUCUUCAGAUUCUCGACAUUCGAGAAUCAGAGACAACUCGUGCAGCUGCAUCUGCAGAGGGCCAACACCGCGAUGCCAUUAAUGCCAUUGCUUUCAACCCCGCCGCCGAGACCGUUCUAGCAACCGGGUCUGCCGAUAAGACGAUAGGUCUUUGGGAUCUGCGAAACUUGAAAACUAAACUGCACUCGUUGGAAAGCCACACUGACUCGGUUACUUCGAUCUCGUGGCAUCCUUUCGAAGAAGCUGUUCUAGCCAGCGCGAGCUAUGACCGAAAGAUCGCUUUCUGGGAUCUCAGUAGGGCAGGCGAGGAACAGACUCCUGAAGAUGCCCAAGACGGCCCACCAGAGCUACUCUUCCAGCACGGCGGGCAUACCAACCGCAUUUCUGACUUUAGUUGGAAUCUCAACGAUCCAUGGGUUCUUUGCUCUGCUGCCGAGGACAAUCUGCUCCAAGUAUGGAAGGUCGCCGAUGCGAUUGUCGGCAAGGAUUUGGAGGAUGUGCCAACCGAGGAGCUGGAACCUUGA